AUGUUCUCCCCAGCGUAUACCCGCCCACCGAAACCCCCGGGCACCCGCCGUGCUGGCCUCCGUUCCACCGACAGCCAAGCACCUCCGUUAGCCAGCAAGCAUGACCUGUUCAAGCCUACUACCACCACUACCUCCUCCAAGGCCUCGUCUCCGCUAGUACCCAAAUCGGCAAAGGGCAAGGUCAAGGCCGCAUCGCCGCUAAAGGAGUCAACUGCCGCCGGCGAUGACGACCACGACGAUCAAGCCGCCAGCGACGAUAGCGAUGCGACUCACGUCAGCCCGCACAAUAACACUCGCGCUCCCCGCCCCCUCAGUCUCAUCUCGGAAUCGUCGGCGCCCAUGGUCUCACCCCCGCCACCGUAUGGAUAUCGCCGCACCUCGACUGCCUCGCCCCUCGCAGACGUCAAGCGCCCCUUGGUACACAAUGUCCCUCCGCCACCAGAGCCGCUCGAGUCUGGCCCGUCCUCUGUCCGCACCAGCAUGAUCUCUGUCGAUAAUGUCGACCUGGCCCUCGAAGUCGACGACGACGACGACGAGCCCGGUAACACGCUUACCCUGCGCGGUGUCCAGCGCCUCAUCAAGCAACAGGAACUAGACGCAAUGGCCGACGAGAUUUCAAGUCGCUUAAUGCUGUACGCAUCGCCCCCUCGCGAGUCCCCCCGAGCAAGCACGGCGACGAACAGGUCACCCAUUGCCGAGCGGCGCCCGCUGAGCAAGUCGCCCAGCGGCGGCAGUCGCUACCAGGUCUUGUCACCAAAGUUGGGACCUCUCGACAAGACUCCACCGCACUUGCGCACUGUUCCCAGUGACCCGUCACUCGCCUUCUCUCACCCCCAGCCCCGUGCACCAAGCGACAAGCUCGCAAGAGGGCGUGAUGUCCGGCUCUCAAUGUUGCGCGCCGAGGAAGAUGAGGCCCGGAUUCUCGAGCUCGAGGACGCUCUCGCAGAGGCACGCGACAGCGAGGAGAAUCAACGCAGAGCUGCCGCACGACUUCGCCGGGAUAUGGACAAGCUCCGCCGCCAGCUCGAGCGCGCCGAAGACGCGGCCCUGGAGCGUGAGCGCCUCGAGUAUGCCCUCGCCGCCGCCACGUUAGAGAUGAGCAACAGGCGCGAGCAGCGGUCGUAUGGCCGAUCUAACCCUAUUGCCUUUGCGGUUCGCUCAAGAGGCGGCUACGACCCACCCUCGUCCGAGGAGGAUGACAGAGUUGGCUGGGGCUCGACAACUUUCCCAGAGUUCCCGCGUGACCGACUCGCGCCCUUUGAUGACCCGAGAUACGCCCACCACCAAGAACUGUAUGAGCCUUCGUCGGCGCAAGAUCAGCACGGCUCAUCUCAAGGCACCGAGUCUGUUCGUCACGAAGAAGUCGAUCUCACCGACCUGCCCAUGACGCUUCUUGACCGACCCCGGUCCCGUCCGACCGUAUCUUCGGCGACCUUUCUCAGUCCGGAUCGGGGGCCUUCGCGGUCGGUCUCGCACCAGCGCCUGCCGCUCACGCCUCGACUCCAGGUCGACGCCCCGUCGUCUUCUAUUCGGGGCAGGAGUGACAAGGGCAGCUUGCGGCUGCGGCGCACACCUUAUCCGGCCUCGCGCCCUGCCCCCAGCGAAGGCAGCUUCUCGCUGCACCGUCGUGUGCCGUCCACCACGAGCACAGGUUCUGUGCGCAGUCGUGCGAGCAUUGUCACGAACAGCGGACGGAGCCAGAGCCCGCAGAGUGGCAUUUCUGGGAGCCCUCUGAGCGGCAUCGCUUCUCGCAUGGGCAGUGUGCGCUCAUUCCUCUCCGACGACUACUUGGGUGUCAGGCGAUCCCUCGGGAGCGAGCUCGGCAGCAACUAUGCUCCGUCACCCAUGACCAACUUUAGGGAUCUGGACGAGUCACCCGACGAGAAUGAGGAGACGACCGAGGACGAGCACUUUGAGGACGCAGAGCAGCACCUCCACGAGGACGAGGUUCAGCAGGACUUCGAGGAUGCUGGCUCCAAGAUUGGCCGUCCCAUCGUAUACAAGACACCCGAGAACCAGCUCUCGAACCAGUUGUCUAUCAGUCUCACCUCGCCCAAGGUGACCAGCAAAGGCUCACUGAGUCCCACUGCCGCGUUCGUGCUCCGCGGUCAGCUGGCCAGACACCUCGACUCGAGUGCCUAUGACUCGAUUACUGAGACUGGCGCUCCUAGGCGUAUCCGCUGGGCCGACUGGUCGCCGCGAAGUUGGCCGAGCCCAAGCCCGCAGCCGCGCCACGUCCCUCUCCCGGGCAUGGAAGACGACGAUGUCCCCGUGAUUGCCGUCCAUCCUGCCGCCACGCAGAGGUUCCAGGUCGCCGCUCCGGGUGACACCGACUCCCCGAUCCUCUCGCCUGCGCAUCUCGCGCCGGCCGGCGACCCGUGGGAUGAGUACUCUGACCGGUCCUCACUGCGGGCUACGCCGUCGCCGCGCACUCGGAUCAAGAAUGCAAAGCACCUCCGCCCGCUCGUCCUCUGCACCACGCCAGUUGUCCAGGCGCGCGACAAUACUCUUGCCCUUGCAGCCCAGCACCGUCGCUACCAGUCGACCUCGGCCGCACCCACCGCCACCGUCUCGCACGUUGUGCCCAUUGGCCACCGCCGGGCCCUGUCCAAUGCGCCGAACCUCAACGACUACCGCAUGUUCACAGGCCGCUCGCACCCUGGUCCGACGACGAUCCCCGGCCGCGUCAUGCACGACUUCUUCUGCCUCACCCUCCUUUUCCUCGACUACCUCGAGUGGGCUAUUAUUCUCUUUUGGCGUCUCUUCCUCGACAUUCGCGCAGGGCCUGACUAUGCUCUCGGGCCCCAGAGGCGCAACCACAAGAAGCGCUUCUACAUCUGA
Vanrija pseudolonga is the source of this 2841-nucleotide messenger RNA. RefSeq lists its product as uncharacterized. Bases 1 to 2841 code for a protein of 946 amino acids. The transcript has 2 exons. The record is from RefSeq and is a predicted model, not a curated record. Lineage: Eukaryota; Fungi; Basidiomycota; Tremellomycetes; Trichosporonales; Trichosporonaceae.